AGUAAAAUAAUUCAAGUUGAAUAAACAAUAACGAAAAUUAAAUGUUCUUCUGAGUAUAAAAGGGAGUGGAAUCUACAAAUGAGGCACAGUUUACAAAACAAGUAAUUAAAAAUGAAACUUAUAUUGUGCGUCGCUCUCGCCGUAGUUUUACUACAGGUCACCAACGUUAAUGGACAAGGUCAACGACCAUGUUCGCGGGGACAACGACCACCAUACCCACCACAGGGUCAAUUCCCACAACAGGGACAAUUCCCACAACAGGGACAAUUCCCACAACAGGGACAAUUCCCACAACAGGGACAAUUCCCACAACAGGGACAAUUCCCACAACAGGGUCAAUUCCCACAACAGGGUCAAUUCCCACAACAAGGUCAAUUGCCACCACAAGGACAAUUUCCACCACAAGGACAAUUUCCACCACAAGGACAAUUCCCACCACAAGGACAAUUUCCACCACAGGGUCAAUUCCCACCACAAGGACAAUUCCCACCACAAGGACAAUUCCCACAACAAGGUUAAGCUCGACUAGUUUAUCCUCAAUAAUAAUAAAGACAACAUUUAUUUAC
Bradysia coprophila is the source of this 566-nucleotide messenger RNA. RefSeq lists its product as uncharacterized. NCBI's taxonomy places the organism in Eukaryota, Metazoa, Arthropoda, Insecta, Diptera, Sciaridae. The record is from RefSeq and is a predicted model, not a curated record.